This is a messenger RNA of Astyanax mexicanus (Mexican tetra), 1619 nucleotides long. RefSeq names its product E2F transcription factor 2 (gene e2f2). The record is from RefSeq and is a predicted model, not a curated record. Gene Ontology annotation, molecular function: RNA polymerase II cis-regulatory region sequence-specific DNA binding; DNA-binding transcription factor activity, RNA polymerase II-specific; protein dimerization activity. Lineage: Eukaryota; Metazoa; Chordata; Actinopteri; Characiformes; Acestrorhamphidae. Gene Ontology annotation, cellular component: RNA polymerase II transcription regulator complex. The transcript has 7 exons. Gene Ontology annotation, biological process: regulation of transcription by RNA polymerase II. Bases 474 to 1619 code for a protein of 381 amino acids.
GGUAAAUUUGGCGCUAAAGCGGCGGAUCGAGCAGCGGGAGCAGCGCGAGAGCCAACAAACAACCCGAGCAAACAAAGAAAGAGACAAACAACAAACAAAACUAUAAACACAGCAGCAGAGCCGCGCGGUGAGCCGAGGGCGCGCGCAGGAGCGGAGCUCGGUGUGUUUGGUGGUUCUGUUGGGCUGCGCUGGGCUCGGUUUGGGGGGAUUUGCGCCCUCUGCUGCAGAACCUGAACAAAGAACCCGGAGCGCGAGACCUCCGCCGCCGCUGCUACUGUCUGCUGGUCCGCGCGCUGUUUGUGCCCACAGCGCAGAUAAUCAAUUAGAAUAACGGCUCGAGGCUGAUCGAUACAAGUGAUCAGUAGGUUAGUGUCGCUCGCUGAACCGGACCCGCUGCUGCUGUUAAUUGGGGGUCGCUCCGGCUCGGGCAACUUUCCUUCAGUCAGUCACUGUGUGCAGGGAACGGGGUCGGGAUGCUCGCGGUCGCGUGCGGUGGCAGAACGGACGGAGGGCGCGCGGGGAGCUGCAGUCCUUACACCCGACUCCCGGCUAAACGGAGGUUAGAUCUAGAGGAUCCUCUGUAUCUGCAGGGUUUCCGAACACCCAAAGGCAAAGUGAACACAGUCAGACUCGCCAGCCCAAAGACACCAAAGUCUCCAGGUGAGCGGACUCGGUACGACACCUCCCUCGGCCUGCUGACCAAGAAGUUUGUGGGCUUGCUGAGCGAGUCUCCUGACGGCGUGCUGGACCUGAACUGGGCUACUGAGGUCCUAGAGGUUCAGAAGAGACGUAUCUAUGACAUCACCAACGUGCUAGAGGGGGUCAAACUCAUCCGCAAAAAGUCCAAAAACAACAUCCAGUGGCUGGUGAGUGGUGUGUUCGAAGGCUCAGCGGGUGGUUCGGAGCGGACGAGCGCUCUGCGGAGGGAACUGGCUGAGUUAGAGAGAAAGGAGAGAGUUUUAGAUGAGCUUAUCCACUCCAGCAACAACCAGCUCCGAGAACUGACUGAGAACAAGGACAACCAGAGAUUGGGGUAUGUGACCUAUCAGGACCUUCGCUCUAUAUCGAGUCUGCAGGACCAGACAGUCAUUGCAGUCAAAGCUCCUUCAGGAACCAAACUAGAGCUGCCAGAAACCACAGAGCAGGGCAAUAUGCAGAUCUACCUGAAGAGCAGGAAUGGGGCUAUUGAAGUUUACCUGUGUCCAGAGGAGGGUCUGGAGGACGUGAGUCCGGUGAAGGCAACCAGGAGGGACUUCAGCAACGGGGUCACUCACCCAACUCAAACCAACACCCCACAUCACCCAUACACCCCCAAACCCCUGCACGCCCCUGAAGCCAUACCCCCUAAACCCCAGCCCCCGAUGGACAGCAGCAAUAUCGGAGCUGCCCUGCUGGACGUGGAGAAAAUUCUGGGUCUUCCCCCAAGCCUACUCCAGAUCACUGAAGAUCAGCUGCCCAGCACAUCCUUUACCCCUGACCAGUCCUUUGUCAGUUUCUCUCCCCCUAUUGACCACGAUGACUACCUCUGGGGUCUGGAUGACGGAGAGGGAGUUUCAGACUUUUUUGAUACCUACGAUCUGGGAGACCUGCCAUAUGAGACCUUCCAUAUGAAAAUAUAA